AUAAAGUAUAUAACAAGCCUCUAGUCUUGCUAUAUACGCUACUAUCGCGAUUAGGUGCGUUUCAUUUUCAUCUAUUCUUCGAUUCGGUGUGCCAGUGUGGUGGGAUUUUGUUUACCUUACUAGAAGUUUCAAUUGGACUAACGCACAUAUGUCCCAGAAAAAUAUACCCAGAUAAGACCUCUAUUUAGGGCCAGUAUUGCCACAAUAGUCGAUGAUGUCGUGCGUCGGUAUAACAUAUAAAUACAUACGGAGAGCGCUCCUGACGAGACUGCCCGCCGAAACCGCGUCGAGUACGGCAACCUGACGCACGCGCACCCGGAAAGUACAUACAACAAUUUAAAUUGUCCAAAAACAAAUUAUAACAUCCACCGAUCUUAUACAACACGUCCAAUCAUGAAUGAUGCAGAGUUAUAUCAGAAAAGCAACACCCUACAAAAAAGGGACGCUUUCGAGUGUCUGGAGGAGUAUGCACAGAAAAUCAAGUGGAAGAAGGAUGCGUCUAUCAUAGACAUUGGCUGCGGGGAUGGAAGCGUCACAACUGGCGUGCUAAAGAACUUCUUGCCUCGUUGCAAGAAGGUGGUAGGCUGUGACAUAAGCGAGAAAAUGGUACAGUUCGCAAAUAGGAAAUACUCUUCACAUAACGUCAGUUUCACAGUGAUUGAUAUUAAGGGUGACUUGCCGGACCAGAUGCGGGGCGAGUUUCACCACGCUUUUUCCUUUUAUACACUACAUUGGAUAAAACAACAAGAGAUCGCAUUUACAAAUAUUUAUAAUCUCCUGGAUGAUGGAGGUGACUGCUUAUUGAUUUUUCUUGGGCACAUGCCGCUGUUCGACGUGUACAGAAUCCUUGCGCGCACCAAUAGAUGGAGCUAUUGGCUAAAGGACGUUGAUAAAUUCGUAUCUCCGUACCAUGACUGCCAGGACCCUGAAAAAGAAAUAAGAAGGAUGAUGUGCAAGAUCGGUUUUGUUAACGUGGAAGUUCAAUAUAAACCAAAGUCAUUUGUAUACGACAGUUUGGAAGCUGUAAAAAAAGCUGUAAAAGCCGUAAAUCCAUUCAAAAUACCUGAAGAAUUACAUGAAGAGUUUUUGGAAGAUUAUAUAGGCAUUGUACGAGAUAUGCAACUCAUAGAUAAAGUUAACAACAACUUCGAAAAUUCCAUUUCAAUUAGGGCAAACUAUAAUCUCAUUGUUGCAUAUGGGAAAAAGUAAAUAAUUAAAUUCAUAUAGUUUUUUAAGUAGAUAGACAUAUACUAGUCCAUAAAAAGGUGAGGUUCUUUGCAACGAUUAUGGUUAUUUAUUUAGAUAUUUAAGUAAUUUAUUAAUUUGUUUUAAAUAUAAUAAGCGAUGAAUUGAUGUUUAUUUAAAACUGUAGAUUAGGUGUGUACGUGAAAUGUAAUUUAUUUUUUAGUUUAAAAGGUGAUUGGUAGACUAAGUAUCUAUUAAAAUAUAUUAUUAUAUUAUUAUUAUAUUGGUUACAAAACUUUAGUCUUAAGAAAAAUUGGUACAAACCGAAAUAUCGGCAAAUUAUAUUUUGUUAAAUGAAAUCAUUAAAACUUGAUAAAUAGCGAUAUUGUAUUUCGCUGGUAUAAUAAACUCAAAUAUUUAUUAUAACUAACGAUACCAAAUAAAAAAGAGUUCGAUAAAACUUUAAAGUAAAAUUUUUAGCUGUAGGUACAUUAUUUUUUACAUUAAUAUAUUAUAUUGCCUCCCACCGCACUAAUAUUAGGUUAUUUUAUGUGAUGAGUAAAUUGACGUUAAAAAGUGAUUAAAAUAUCAUAGCUUAUACGAGUUUUAUCUGUCAACAAAUGCUUUGUCAUUUUUAUUCCAACUUAUGAACAUACAAGUAAUUUACGUCUAUAAAGAAAUGUCUAUGUACUUAUUUUUUUGUUAAGGAUAUAAAUACUGUUUAGAAUUUAUUAUUGGACAGUUUUAAUGUCCAUUACAAUGCUAUAUGAAUUGUUGAUGAAUGAUUUGUCAUUUGAGAUAUUUGUCUAUAUGUAUUGAAUAUUGAUCGACUUUAGUAUUUACAAUAAAUAAGUUUGUUUCAUUUCUAAUUUAAUUAAAUACUGCCUAGUUUCUCUGUGCAUACUAGUACUUAUAGAGUGUGUAUACGAUAAAUAAUCAAACGAUAAAUUUUGAUCAAAACUAUGUUUACAUUCGAUAAAGAAAACGAGAUUUAAUUGAGAUGAUCAAUGCCAAUAAUUUAUUUGGAACAAUAAACUUCUAUAUUAAACUACGCAAAUAGCAAGUAUUUAAUCAGGCGCAUUAAAAUUGUAUUAUUGCGUAUAUAUAAAUAAGUUUUUAUGGUGGCUAUGUUGCAAUUAUCAAUGUAUAAUUUUUACCUUACUAAAAUUAAGCCACACAAUCCGGGUUGAUAAAAAUUAAUUAAAAACGAAAAUUCACACAUACCUACACACUUUUUAAACCUUCCCCGGCGUGAAAUAGUAGCAUGAUAAUGUGUUUCAUUCGGUGAGUGGGGUAACUGGAGGCCCAUAUCCUUUUCCUUACCCUUCCCAGUCCUUUCUAUUAUACCUCUGGUCAAUCAUUUGCGAGGACUGCAAUCGACCUUGCGCCUCUCCAUAUGUUCAUGGGCAGUGCUGCCGCUUGCCAUCAGGUGACCCACCAGCUCCAUCGCUGACUAUAACGUAUAAAAACAGACUUCAUUCAAAAAUUACUUUGCGUCAUUUCUUGCUCCAAUAAAAAAAAAAACUACGCUAUUCGUAGCAAUCAGUAGUAUUAUUACCAUGUACCUUCGAUUAAGAUAUUGCGCAUUAUUGCUAAAUUGAACCAACAGGCGCUGAAAAUUUUACAUAAAAUACGUAAAAUAAAACAUUAAUUAAAGAAAAGUUCAAAUAAUAUAGAUAUUAAUUAUAUUGCCUUAUACUUACCCUUCCCAGUUCAAUAUUUUAUUCCCGCUUCCAACUAUUCCUUAAUUCUUAAAUAUAUCAUUAAACGACCAACCAGCUCGAAAACCUACUCUUCCCAAUAUAAACCCAAAUCCUUAUUUCUGCUCAAUUAUGGAAUUCUAAAGCAAAAGUGGUUUUAUAUUCAUCCAAUAAUUAGAAACAAUUAUAUUACCUUAUUUAAAAGUACCGGCAUGUAAAAUAAAAAGUUCCAAGUUUGAAAUAUAGCUUUAGAUUCAGAAAAAGUCAUAAGUAUUAUAAAGUAGUUGUAACAUUUUACCAGUAAUAAAUCGCUAUUUUAUAUUCUUAUUUACCCAUUAUAUCUACCCAUCAAUCGUCAAGAUAUUUGCAAAGAGAUAAUAAUGUACGCAAUAUUGAAUAAUAUAUUGUGUAAAUAUCUUGAAACUAAGAUUAUAUCUAUUGGUAUUCAUAUAUUUGUUAUUCAUAUAAAAAGGUUUCCGUAAAAGUAUCUACAUCUACUGACUCUUUGUUUAUGAAGUGAUAAGAGGUCAAGAACAUCCUUGACAUAUAAGUAUAAUGUUUACUCUAAGAUGGAUAUAAGAUUACAGGUAUAAAAUUUGUUAUAGUUUGGU
Molecule: messenger RNA, 3496 nt
Organism: Zerene cesonia (dogface butterfly)
Lineage: Eukaryota; Metazoa; Arthropoda; Insecta; Lepidoptera; Pieridae
Product: juvenile hormone acid O-methyltransferase-like
Exons: 5
Coding region: 394-1209 (271 amino acids)
Source: RefSeq, a predicted model, not a curated record